Trichoplusia ni (cabbage looper) is the source of this 521-nucleotide messenger RNA. RefSeq lists its product as uncharacterized. Bases 18 to 446 code for a protein of 142 amino acids. The record is from RefSeq and is a predicted model, not a curated record. NCBI's taxonomy places the organism in Eukaryota, Metazoa, Arthropoda, Insecta, Lepidoptera, Noctuidae. The transcript has 7 exons.
UGCAGACUUGUUAAGAGAUGACACAAGCUGAUCGCCAUACCUCCAAAAUGAAGACCGCACUAUUAGUUCUCGCAUUCGCUGCACUCGCCUACGCCGAGAGAUCAGAAGGUGACUCUGGGCUUGUGGACCUCGUUAUCGGUGGGGAUCAAUUAGUCGAAGGACGACUUUUUGAAAACUUAAUCGACCUUGAUGUCAACAGGCCGAGCCCAGUUUUAGUUGCGAGGAGACAGAAGCGCUCUCCGCUUCUAGGAGGAUUAAUUGGCGGCCUGUUUGGCAGACCCACACCCAAACCCAAACCCCAACCUAAGCCUGUGCCAAGCCAAGACCUGGAAAAUGAGGCGGAAACUGCAACUGACGAUGCUUUGAUCUUGGAAGAAUCUUCAGAAGAAGACAGAAAAGGAAUCAACAUUGGCUUGGGACCAAUCAGCAUCGGAAUCGGCAAAUGAAUACACUAACAGAUAUGACAGCCUACGAACCAACCAAAAUUUUAAGAAGCAUUAAAAAUAAAAUGAAUUAUUUUA